UCAAUUGCGCGACGUCAUCCAUCCGGGUACCAGGCGCGCGUCCGUGAAGCCUCUCCUUCACCCAACAGAGACUCCGGGCCCCGGAACUGACUGCGGAACUGCUUCGUACACAAAUUAAAUUGAAAAAAAAAAAAAAUAUGCCAGAUGUCACGGUGUUUUUGUCAUGUUUGUUGUUUUUUAUUUCAAUUUUGCGUCCAGGGAUCGGGGCAGAAGUGUCCUUGUGGAAUGUCGACAUCAACUCAUCACAAAAUGCCGUCUUCAGGAAGACAUUGUACGCCAACACAACCAUCUUCAUGACAUUCCAGGGCGACUUGGCUCUAUGUGAUUCCACCCUGGCCUUCAACAUCAGUUGGUACCUCCGUUCCUCGAUCUGCUACAAUGAAGUCUUUAAUACUCCAGACAACAAGGCACUGACUAUGUUUGGUCUGGAUCACAUGCUGAAGGAGGACUGGAGUGGCUUCUACAGCCAGGGAUACAUGUACUUCGACAACUGCUCGACUCUUUUACUACCCAAGGUGUACUACACAGACUUCAGCCCCUAUCAACCCCUCGUCAGCCCACAGAGCGAGGAAGGCAGGCCUUCCAAUCAGAGUGCUCCGCAGGGGUGGCUGGAAAAGCCGGAUAUUGGUGCGGUGGCCAAGGCUUGGUCCGACAGCCCCUACCUGUUUAUAGUGAAGGUACAGCCGCAGCAGCGUGGAGAUGCCAGCGGGGGGCGCCCUGGAGCAGAGGAGGAGGAGCCUAAUGAUGUCCAGGGAAACUUGGCCUUUAUCAUGACCGUGGAGAUGAAGGGGCCUCGUGAAUACUCCUCCCCUGCAGACUGGCCUCUUAUGAUGUUCUACAUGGUGAUGUGUAUAGUGUAUGUGUUCUUCGGGGCGCUCUGGCUCUUCUGGUCGGCCUGUUACUGGAAAGAUCUGUUGAGGAUCCAGUUCUGGAUCGGAGGAGUGAUCAUCCUGGGCAUGCUGGAGAAGGCCGUCUUCUACUCCGAGUACCAGAGCAUCCGCUACAGAGGAGACUAUGUCCAAGGUGCUGUCAUCUUUGCCGAGUUGCUGUCUGCUCUGAAGAGAUCUCUGGCUCGCAUCCUGGUGCUCAUAGUCAGUCUGGGCUACGGCAUCGUCAAACCCAGGCUGGGCACCACAGUCCACCGGCUAGCAGCAGUAGGCCUGCUCUACCUGCUCUUCUCCUCCGUGGAGGGAGUGCUGCGCGUCACAGGAGGUUUCUAUGGGACCGUAGCCCUGGUGGCUAACCUGAGUCUCUCUCUCAUUGACUCCUGUGUGAUGUGGUGGAUCUUCAUAAGCUUGUCCCAGACCACUCGUCUUCUGAAGCUGCGUAGGAACGUGGUGAAGCUGUCUCUGUAUCAGCAUUUCACCAACACACUCAUCUUCUCUGUUCUGGCUUCUAUUAUCUUCAUCAUCUGGACGACCAAAGUGUUUAAGCUGGUCGACUGCCAGACGGGUUGGAGGGAUUUGUGGGUAGACGAUGCCUUCUGGCGCCUCCUCUUUUCCACCAUCCUCCUGGUCAUCAUGGUGUUGCUACGACCCUCCGCCAACAGCCAGAGGUUCUCCCAUUCCCCUCUGAUCGAUGAAGACGAUGAGGAGGAUGACGCCAAGGAACCCAUGCUGAAUGAAGCCUUUGAGGGGAUGAAGAUGAGAGGCACCAAGGCUGAGACUAAUGGAUCCCAGUCACAGAAACUACUCAGUAAAGAGGACGAAGACCUGAAAUGGGUUGAGGAGAACAUUCCCACGACUGUUGCUGAUGUAGCCCUCCCAGUAAUGCUUGACGAAGAGGAGGAAAUUCUGAAAACCAAGAUGGAGAGAUCCAAAAUGGAAUGACCGAGGGGAGGGGUUUCACUGAGGGGAGGGAGGGGUUUCACCGAGGGGAGGGGUUUCACCGAGGCAGCCAUUGAUGGAGUCAAAUGAAGUGAUCCAUCAGAUCCUAUAUUUAUGUACAACACUUUUAUGUUCCUUCAUUUUGAGCACCGCCAUGCAGCCGCUAAUAAACUCUAAGGCUUUGCCAAAUGGCCCCCUAUUCCCUCUGUAGUGCACUACUGUUGACCAGGGCCCAUAGGGUAGUGCCCUACUGUUGACCAGGGCCCAAAAGGUAGUGUACCCUAUGGGCCCUGGUCAACAGUAGUGCACUCCAUUUGGAAUGUCACUUGGCCCAGUGAGUCAGUCAGUCUGCCAUUGACACCUAUCUAUAAUAGUAUUGACACAGGGGCAGUCUGAUAAUUUGUCAGAUUUGCUAAAUGCAUUAUUAUGUGUCACUGUGAGGCUUUUUAUGUUAGUUUCUGCCACCACCUCCCAAGAUAAUUAAUUUGACACCCCUCCCUCCCCCUCCCCAACACUGACACAGUGCAAGUUAAACACAGCCUGUGAGGCCAGACUAGGCCCACUCACCCAGUAAUUUAUUCUACAGACAACAUAUGUUUUUGUAUUGUUAAAUUAUCCUGCAUUGCAUAUUUUUUGUUGUUUGUUUAGCAGGAAAUAAGGACAGCAUCUAAUGUACAGUAAAGUGGAUCUGUGUUGUAAUUUCUUUGUUACAUUAUUGUAUGCAUUUUUUGCUGUUUAUUCUGGGAUUAAAGUUUAUAUUAAAACCUUGUCACAAUGCAAAUUAAUACAAGA
Oncorhynchus mykiss (rainbow trout) is the source of this 2618-nucleotide messenger RNA. The record is from RefSeq and is a predicted model, not a curated record. Lineage: Eukaryota; Metazoa; Chordata; Actinopteri; Salmoniformes; Salmonidae.